AUGAAUGUGACCGGGAACGAGCAAUUGGAUAGCUGGAUCGUAGUCGACUAUUAUGACAAGGAGCGUAAACCUUUGCCUGCCAAUGCAGCCUUUGCUGUAUCAUCGCAGCCUGAUGGAAGUCCUGGUAUGAUGACCUAUGGUGGUGAUGGUGCAAAUGGCGUCAGAGAUUUUGGAACUGCACUCUUUUACAACGCAGAUGCGGGAUCAUGGCGUACUUUGCGUUCGAAACCCCAAUCAAGAUACACUGUUGAAGUGCCAGCAGUCCUUGACAACAAUCAAACAGUAUGGAUAUGGGGUGGCAAGUCCCAUGACCAAGAUCAAGUUGCAGAGCCAGAGACCAUGGUUGUUGUUGACAGGGAUCAGGAAAUGAGUACCAGGGAAACGGUGUUUCCUGCAGACUUGUAUGGAAGAAGAGGUCAUUCGGCUGCUUUGGGUGCUGACGGAUACACAAUUUAUUACUUUGGUGGAUUGAAAGGCACAUCAGAACGACGCCCACUGGAUAAUAGCUACUUUGGAUUUAACGACAUCUCCAUGGAUGAAAUCCUUGUAUUCGACACUCAUAACUUGACAUGGACAAAACGCACAAGCAAUGGCUCUAUCACCCCAUCUCCCCGGUAUUUACAUACAACGACACAAAUCCCAGGCACCAACACUAUCCUGCUUUAUGGUGGAAGACGUUUUGGCACCAAAGAUCCAGUUGAUGAUUUCUGCUACAUGUAUGACACAGAGAGUAACGAGUGGACAAAGGUUGAUCUAUCAGCAUCUGUUGGCGCCGGGCCACGAUGGGGCCAUUCAGCGGUACUUUACGAGAACAAUCGGCUAUUCAUUCUUUUUGGGGUUAAUAUCGAUGGCGUCGCCACGGACGACUUUUAUGUCCUCGACGUCAACAAGAAACAAUGGGAAAAGGGCGUCGGUGGAAUGAACACGCAUUGUUGCAGCAAAUCAGGAGGUGCAGCGAUAAUACAAGGGAGAAGAUCGAAAAGUGGCGUCAUUGUUAUAGCAGUGAUGAUGAUACUACUACUUGUUGUAUAA
Messenger RNA from Lichtheimia ornata, 1032 nucleotides. RefSeq lists its product as uncharacterized. Gene Ontology annotation, molecular function: protein binding. The record is from RefSeq and is a predicted model, not a curated record. Bases 1 to 1032 code for a protein of 343 amino acids. The transcript is spliced from 6 exons. Lineage: Eukaryota; Fungi; Mucoromycota; Mucoromycetes; Mucorales; Lichtheimiaceae.